Messenger RNA from Staurois parvus, 314 nucleotides. NCBI's taxonomy places the organism in Eukaryota, Metazoa, Chordata, Amphibia, Anura, Ranidae. The record is from the annotation of a GenBank genome assembly.
UACUGUGAGAGCUGUGAUUGGUCACAGCUUGUCACAUGGUACAAGGCUGUUGUGAAUAGCCUUGUACCAUGUGAGCCUUGUACGUGUGACAGAUUUCGCACUUAGUAAGCAAUGAUGCCAAUCAGUGAUCCAAUCAGCCAAUGAGCCAAUCAGUGAUCACAUGUUCGGGACCUCACACAGAGGUCCCAUACAGCGAUUGGUGUUCCCAGGGAGCGUGCACGGGCUGUAAAUGCAGGCACCAUAGAAAGCAGCAUGUCCAUGCUGACAGGAGAGAGAUCCGUGUUGUUUACACACAGAUUUUCUCCCCUCUCAGC